AUGUCGAGAUAUCAAUAUCAUCGCUCCCGGAACGAGAAAUCGCAUACACGACGUGAUUCCCAUCAUGAGAAGAAGAGUGUUACGACGAAAAAUUUAGCAGCGACGUUGGGGAUGAUGGGGUUGGCGAUUGGUGCUACGUUGUUGGUGGAAGGGGGACCGUGGAAGAGUAGAAUGGCGGCGGCGGCGACGGUGGUGGGGAUGGAACAGGUUUUGGAGAGGGUGGGAUUUUUUGAUGGGAAGGUAAGGGAGAGGGGGAAAGGGGAUGGUAGGGAGGGGAUGGGGGUAGAUGGGGAGGAUGGGGAGGAUGGGGAAGAUGUGGAUAGAAGGGACAGGCGAGAUCGUGGGGAAAGGGAAAGGGAAGGUCGAGAUGUGAGGGGGCUAAAUAGUGAAAGGAGACGACGAGAUAUGGAUGAUGAUGAUGAUGAAUGGAAAUAUCAAGACCAAAGGAAAAGGGAAGCAGAAAGCCGAAGAGAAACAAGAGGAAUGGGUCACGACUCACAUGAUAGAACGAGACGUCAUACCCAUACCCAUGAUGACGAUCGAACACAUCACGAGAGGCGAGCCAGAAGACGAGAGGCCAAUCGACGAUUUGAUGAAGAAUAUGAAAUUGAGGAGGUUCCUGCUUGA
This is a messenger RNA of Sclerotinia borealis F-4128, 627 nucleotides long. The record is from the annotation of a GenBank genome assembly. NCBI's taxonomy places the organism in Eukaryota, Fungi, Ascomycota, Leotiomycetes, Helotiales, Sclerotiniaceae.